Messenger RNA from Stylophora pistillata, 447 nucleotides. RefSeq lists its product as uncharacterized. The record is from RefSeq and is a predicted model, not a curated record. NCBI's taxonomy places the organism in Eukaryota, Metazoa, Cnidaria, Anthozoa, Scleractinia, Pocilloporidae.
AUGAGCUUGCUGCUUCAGAUUUAUGUUAGUUACACUCCAGACGAUCUCAACGAUCUGGUGCACUGUUAUAACACCACUCUUGCGUCUGCAUUACACCGUCAUGCUCCACUUGUUAAUAAAUCUAUUCCAGUGCGUCCUCUGGUUCCUUGGCUUAACAACGAUAUUAGGGAAGUGAGAAAGGAGAGGCGUAAGGCAGAGAGAAGAUGGCGGCGCACUGGCCUCCUUUCUUAUUUACGGAGGUAUAAAGACUUGAGAAAUAAAACUAACAACCUUAUGACGGAGGCGCACAGAGUGUUUUACAGAGAACUCAUCCAUGAGAACUGUGGCGAUCAGAGGAGAUUAUCUUCGUUAACAAAGCGGUUGCUUGGAGGUGGUCGUGAAACUCAAUUUCCACCUUUUAAGGAUAAAACUGCUCUUGCCAAUAAGUUCGGUGAAUUUUUUGCCUAG